Molecule: messenger RNA, 2441 nt
Organism: Siniperca chuatsi (mandarin fish)
Lineage: Eukaryota; Metazoa; Chordata; Actinopteri; Centrarchiformes; Sinipercidae
Gene: nup50
Product: nucleoporin 50
Biological process (GO): protein import into nucleus
Cellular component (GO): nuclear pore
Source: RefSeq, a predicted model, not a curated record
CAUGCGGAUAUACCCGCUAUGUAAAAUGGCGGCGUGAGAGAGGCUCGUUCAAAACACAGCGGUUUUACCUGUGGAGGUGGUUUUACUAACGUUUCUAAAACGGUCUGCGUUACGUGGAGCUGUCUGAGACUCAUUCAGAGGUAGAGGUCGGAAUUUACAUUCCAGAAAAGAGCAGGUGGGAUGGCGAAGAGGAUCGCUGAUAAAGAGCUAACGGACAGGAACUGGGAUCAGGAGGAGGAGGGAGAGGAGGCCGGGACGUUUUCAGUUGCAAGUGAAGAUGUGUUGAAGAAUCGGGCGAUUAAGAAGGCCAAACGCAGAAAUACUGGAGAGGGUGAGAGUGGAGGAACCUUUAAAGGGUUCAAAGGGUUUUCUUUGGCCACGUCACCAGCGAGUGGAGCCUCGACUCCAACAGCCUUUUCUGGUUUUGGGAACGGUGGAGGUUUUAAGGGCCUCAGCAGUCUGACCAACGGAAACAGCAUCACUCCAUCGUUCGGAGGUUUCUCAUCUCCUGCUGCAUCCUCCACUGCUGCACCUGGUCUAACAUUCAACGGCCCCACCUCCGCCAAGCCCACCGCUGACAUCACCGCCAAGCAGACCAAUGGCUCCGCUCCGAGCCCGACUCAAAGCUCCAGCUCCUGCAGCAGCAGCACUGUCAGCAACAAGGAGUACAGCCGGCAGCUCACCGCUCUCAACUGCUCAGUGCGGGACUGGAUCACCAAGCACGUGAACGACAACCCUCUGUGCGAUCUCAACCCCAUCUUCAGGGAUUAUGAGCGGCAUCUGGCCAGCAUCGAGCGGCAGUACGGAGCCGGGUCUGCUGACGGAGGCUCCGAGGAGAAGAAGCAGGGAGGGACGCUGCCAACCACGGCCACCCCUCCUCCUCCUCCUCCUUCCUCCUCAUCUUCCUCCUCCAGCAGAAGCAGCUCGGCGGCUCCAGCUCCAGCCGCCGCUUUGUUCUCCUUUGGCAAAAAUAAGACAGACGACUCGGCCCGGGACAAAAGCGCCGCCGCCGCCGCUCCGAUCAACGCCGGCGUCACGUUUAACUUCGGUCAGAAGGUGGACGGCUCGGUUCUGGGCUCCUUAGGGUCCAAAACGACCCCCCCCAGCUUCUCCUUCUCCUCCUCCAGCGCCUCCUCCAGCCAGACCUCCCUGUUCGGAGCUCCUGGAUCUGCUGCACCGCUGUCCUUCAGCGGGAAGACAUCCGUGGACGCUAAGCCUGCAGCUGAGAACGGCGAUGAAGAGUCGGAGGAGCCGCCCAAACCUGAGGUCAAAGAGGUGAAGGAGGACGACGCCUUCUACUCAAAGAAGUGUAAACUGUUCUACAAGAAGGACUCGGAGUUCAAAGAGAAAGGAGUGGGAACUCUGCACCUCAAAAAGAUAGAGGAGGGAAAAACUCAGAUGAUCAUUCGCGCCGACACCAAUCUGGGAAACAUCCUGCUGAACAUCAUCGUGCAGGCGUCCAUGCCGUGCUCUCGGGUCGGGAAGAACAACGUGAUGGUGGUGUGCGUCCCCAACCCGCCCGUCGACGAGAAGAACGCCAGCAGCCCCGUCCCCCUCCUCAUCCGGGUCAAGACCGCCGAGGACGCCGACGAGCUCCACAAGACCCUGGAGGAGAAGAAAGGCUGAACCCCCGAGCUUUUAGCAGACUUCGCCUGGUCGUCCUCGGACCCUCCAGACUCAUCGACCUCACCACGCCGGUUUUAUCCACACACACUCACGUAAACACAUUUGUACUUAACUCAUCCUGGUAAAUCACGUUUCCCUCAGUCUCCCACAAUAAAUUGGUCGUCAUACUGUGAAAUAUUUUCGUUUUAUUUUCAAUCACGAGCAUCAGAAGCAGGUCGUCGUCGUCGCUCUCCGACUCGGCUACAUUCCUCCCGGUUCGAUGCUGCUGCUGCUGUUUUUAUUAGAGAAACAGAACGAUGUAUCUUAUCAGAGUCAGUGUUUCAUUUUACUGUUUUAAUUUGGUGGUCGAGUGACAGACAGUGUGAAUCCAGAUGAAUUAUUAAUAUUUUGCGACAUCUACGAUCCUUACCACUGAGGGUUUUUUUUUUGGGGAAUCCUCCAGAUAAAAAGGUCCAGUCGAUUUGGUUUUACAAAUUAAAUACUUGCAGUAACAGUUGAUUUUUUUAAAUGAACAUGUCGAGGAUGUAGUGCGUCUGCGGAGUGUUUUUUGCUCUGGAAACUAUUUAUUGUGUCGGCAGGAUUUGUACUCACUGAUUGAACCUCGUGUGAAUGUUUCCCCUGAAGAGCUUCUGAAAACGGUGUGGAAGGGAAGUGUGAAACGGGCCGGUUGUUUUUAUUUUCUGUAAACAUGGACUCUGUUGUUUUCCAAGUGUCCUUUUGUGUGGCCUUCGGUUCGGCCUUCGAGAUGAGGCAUGCUGUCAUCGUCUGAGAACAUUUGUAAAGACAUUUAUUGGGGAAUAAAAAGAAACAAACCA